AAGAAGAAAGAAGAACUUCUGAAUCAAAACUUUGAAGUGGAAAGCGGAUAAGGGUGUGAUAAGACAUGGCAACUGCAACAGGCAGUGGUGAAACAGUUGGAGCUGAAAAUGAUAAGGGAGAUCAACUCAGCUAUGUUGAAUCAAAGGUGACGUGUGUUAAUUGCUUAGCAACCCCAAUUUUCUACCUGCCAGCGAUGAAAGUGUUCAUCUGCCAGGAUUGCAGCCCGUCCAAUCAAGAGAAGGAACCAGUGCGAGAGUUCAACUCUUACGAAAAUAAUCCCAAUGAAGAAAAUUACAAAUAUAAUUUGGAUUUCAAUGAUGGGUUUAUUUACAAAGCCUCGGCAUGGGAUGACAAGAAGUUCAAACAGGAGCUCAUGCUUUAUAAGGACAAAGUAAGAGAAGGCUCAACAAGAGACCUUAAUCCAGAAAUGACUGUUGUUUUUAAUGGCCAGGAAAAAGGAAAGUAUGCAGUAUCAUUUAGCGGUAGAGAAGGCCAGAAAAGUUUGUGCCUUAAAAACGUCAGGAUUCACAAAGAUACAGACGAACCUAGAGAGGUCAUGGAUAUCGCUGGCAAUACUAUUUGUUCUGUCAUUGUUAAAAGAUCUGUACCUCCUUUAGUCAGUGUUCGAGUUGAAGGUUUAAGCUCACAUUUUGGGACAAAGUAUACUCGAGGACAACCAAAAGAUUAUCUUACGAUUGAUCUUUAUCCAGCAAAUGAUGUUGAGGAUUUUGAAGCCUGUAUAACGCUUGCGACAAAAAUUAAUACAACAAUGGAGCUUGCUGAUUGUCCUCUACCACCUGGAUUGAUCAACGUCAUGAGGCCAAUUAAAGAAGGCUUGUUAAAUGUGCAGUUUCCCCAUUCCGAACUAAACCAAGCACUUUGCAUACUGGAUAUGCAAAAGUUAUGUAUUUAUAAUACCAAUGGAUCAGAAGUGCCGAAUGACAGACCAUUCUAUGUCAUCUUUUUUUAUAAGCAUAAUUAUGGUACUGAAUGUACCGCAGCAGCCAUCACAUUGUUGGAUAACAUCUUUUUUUAUAAGCAUAAUUAUGGUACUGAAUGUACCGCAGCAGCCAUCACAUUGUUGGAUAACACUAUCGAUAUCAGAAUAAUUGAGCCUUCAGGGCAGCAACACGUAGCAUUGAAACCAGUUGGUGAAGAAUCCUUAUCAGAGGGCCUAUAUUCUUGGAGGCGCAGUUUCAAAACCAUCACCCCCCAUGAAAAAUCAAUGUUUACAAAUUCUAAAGAGUUUUUGGAAGAAUUCUUAGGAAAGCCAGCAAGAAAUGCAGUUAGUGUGAAAGCUGAUUCACUGGAUAGAUGUGCUUCUCACUGGGGGCAACCCUUACCUAAAUCAAGUACCUCUGGAGGAGAAGAUUGGUAUGCUAAUGAUAUAGAUUUAAUGGAGGUUUCAAAUCCAACCAAUGAGACGAAUGAGAUGCUACUGGAGAUGUGGGAAAAUGCGAUGGGUGUCUUUAUGGUCAUUGAAGCAGAAGGUCUUGUGCCCGGGAGCUCAAUAGAGAGUGGAGGGUUGGAUCCAGAUAGUGUGCAGCAUUUCCAGCGUUGUCUGGCAGAGAUUAACGAAGCCAUCUUCGACACUGAUUACAGCCUAGCUAUGUCACAUUUGCGUGGUACAAAAAGAGUCUUUCAAGAGUCCAAGAUACGACCUAUCAAGAAAUUCCUGGCCAAUGAUUGUACUGCACUGUUGAAGAAAAUAUUCUUCUGUGCAGAUCAUCUUAAUGAGCAGUUGAAUUUUUUGGUGUGAACCACUAAAUUGCUUUGUGGAACAUGGGCUCUCAAGAGGUCUUGAAAGCCCAUGGAGUAAACCACUUAAUUGCUUGAUGAGAAUGGCUUAAUGGAGUUAUGGGUUCAGGAUUUGUGAAAUUAAUUCAUUUAGACUAUUGUAUGAUAGUUGUCAUAGUUACAUGAAAAUCAAUGAAAAUUCAGCGACUGUGACCCAAAACAUUUUCAAGAAGUGUGACUGAUUGACCCAGUUGGCUGCAUCGCUUUCAAACACAUCUGGGCAACACUAAGACAUGAGACCCUUGUCAUACGUACACGGAGACAAUAUAAACAUUGUACAUGUACAGUAAAACCUGUCUUAAUGAACACCUCUCUCUAGUGAACACCUGUCCCUAGUGGACACCCUUCCUACGCACAUAGUCCACUGACUUCUGUAUACAUUUCCCU
Molecule: messenger RNA, 2185 nt
Organism: Owenia fusiformis
Lineage: Eukaryota; Metazoa; Annelida; Polychaeta; Sabellida; Oweniidae
Source: the annotation of a GenBank genome assembly